AUGGUGGAUUCAGUUCAUCCAGACGACCUGUUAAUUCAUCUCGAGUGCCUCAUCGGGGACGAACUAUCUGAAUCGGAUGUUUCUACAUCCGAGUUGAAUCUAAACGUACCCAGCCGUUUGGAAGUGAAAAAAGAGUGGGAUCAUCUGUUAGAAUCCCCAGAGAAGAACUCCAAAUUGAGAUUUACAAACAGUUCGUUGAAGCAGGUAUCUCGUUCAAAAGCCCUGAUUAAAUCUGAGCUCCAGCGAACAAAGUAUGUGGAAAACCGAAUGCCUGGAUUACGCAGUUCACGUACAAGGUGUGCCACAGCUGAUUCGUCCACACUGGAUCGAAUAUUGCAGCGACAAGAAGAAGCGAGGGCUCGGCGUGAAAUGAGACUGCAGGAAACCAUGGAACGUCGAGAGGAGAUGAAAAUACGCAAAGAGGCAGAACGCGAAGCACUGCAAAUUGUAAAGCAAGUAAGAUGGUGUUUGGUUUGGUACAUUACUGCAGUCUAA
Echinostoma caproni is the source of this 495-nucleotide messenger RNA. NCBI's taxonomy places the organism in Eukaryota, Metazoa, Platyhelminthes, Trematoda, Plagiorchiida, Echinostomatidae. The record is from the annotation of a GenBank genome assembly.